AUGGCCGACCGCGAUAUCCUCCCGAGCGACUUCAAACCAAGUCACUAUGACCUGAAUAUCAAGGAUCUGAACUUCAAUGACUGGUCCUACAAGGGAACUGUGGCUAUCUCUGGCCAGCUGGUCAAUCCUACAAAAGAGAUUGUCCUCAAUGCCAUUGAGCUCACGUUUCUAACGGCGAAGCUCACUGUUGAUACUGGCAAGACUGACCAAACAUGGGAAACCACCGAGUUCACCGACGAUGCCAAGAAGCAGCGAGCCACCAUCACCUUUCCCGAGGAGCUGCCGCCUUCAACCAAGGCUGUCCUGACUAUUGAGUUUACUGGUCUUCUCAACCAUGACAUGGCAGGCUUCUAUCGCAGCCAAUACAAGCCCACAGCCCCAGCCGCCGCCAGCGUGCCCCGUGACGAUGAGUUCCACUACAUGCUCAGCACCCAGUUUGAGUCUUGCGAUGCCCGUCGGGCCUUCCCCUGCUUCGAUGAGCCGAAUCUAAAGGCCACCUUUGACUUUACUAUUGAGAUUCCCCGCGACCAGGUGGCGCUCUCCAACAUGCCCGAGAAGGAGACCACUCUCGUCGAUGGGGACAAGAAGGUCAUCGCCUUUGAGACCACCCCUAUCAUGAGCACGUAUCUGCUCGCCUGGGCUGUCGGCGACUUUGAGUACCUCGAGGCCUUUACCGAGCGGCGAUACAACGGCAAGCAGCUCCCUGUCCGCGUUUACACGACCCGCGGCUUGAAGGAACAAGGCCGCUGGGCGUUGGAACACGCCCCCAAGAUCAUCGACUUCUUCUCAGAGCAGUUUGAGCUCGACUACCCGCUGCCCAAGAGCGACAUCUUGGCCGUGCACGAGUUCACACACGGCGCUAUGGAGAACUGGGGUCUGGUGACGUACCGGCUGACGGCCAUCCUGUUCGACGAGAAGCUCUCCGAGGCGCGCUUCCGAAACCGCGUUGCCUACGUCGUCGCGCACGAACUUGCCCACCAGUGGUUCGGAAACUUGGUCACCAUGGACUGGUGGGACGAACUAUGGCUGAACGAGGGAUUCGCCACCUGGGCUGGCUGGCUCGCAACAGACUACCUCCAUCCAGACUGGGAGGUGUGGCCGCAGUUCGUCAACGAGGGAAUGGAGCAAGCUUUCUCGCUGGAUUCUGUUCGGGCUUCGCACCCGAUCCAGGUCGCAGUGCGUGAUGCGCUCGACGUCAACCAGAUCUUCGACCGAAUCAGCUACCUGAAGGGGUGCUCUAUGAUUCGCAUGCUGGCUUCUCACCUGGGCAUCAAGACUUUCCUCAAGGGCAUCGCUAUCUACCUCAAGAAGUAUGCAUAUCAAAACGCCAAGACGGAAGCUCUGUGGUCGGCCCUGAGCGAGGCGUCCGGGACAGAUGUCAACGCCCUUAUGGGGUCGUGGAUCGAGAAGAUCGGCUUCCCUGUGCUCACCGUGGCAGAAGAGCCGGGCCAGAUCACGAUUAAGCAGUCUCGAUUCCUUUCCACCGGAGAUGUCAAGGCUGAGGAUGACGAGACCAUCUGGUGGGUGCCCUUGUCUCUUCAGGGGAAGACGGGGGUGCAGGGAAUCGAGUCUCUGGCCCUCACUACCAAGGAUUCCACCAUUCGAGGCGUCGAUGAGAGCUUCUACCUCCUGAAUGCAAAUGCUACGGGGUUCUACCGUGUCAACUACCCGCCCCAGCGCCUGCAGACCCUCAGCACUCAGCUCGAUCGGUUGGCUGUCGAGGACAAGAUCUUCAUCACCGGCUCAGCAGCGGACCUUGCGUUUUCAGGGGACGGCACUACCCCUGCUCUCCUUUCCUUCAUCCAGGGGUUCAAGAAUGAGACGCACUUCCGUGUCCUAAAUCAAGCUCUCGACACUAUUGGCUUGGUGAAGUCUGUCUUUGGCGCCGACGAAGUCAUCAAGAAGGCCCUCGAGAAGUUCACGUUGCGGCUGACGGAGAACGCCCUGAAGAAGGUCGGCCUUGAGCCCGUCGAGGGUGAAGACUUCAACACUGCUCUUUUGCGGAAGAGACUGCUGCUCACCGCCGUUGGCAACGGCCACGAAGAAGUGAUUGCCGACUUCUCCGCCCGCUUCGAUGCUCACCAGGCCGACCCUGCAUCGGCUGCCAUUCACGCCGACCUCAGGUCUCCCGUCUACCGUGCCGCCAUCCGGACCAACGCCUCCGCCACCGUGGCCGCGCUCAAGAAGGAGUGGUUCUCCACCCCGGCCAUCGACGGCAAGGAGAUCUGCCUGUCCGCCAUCGGCCACGUCGGCGACGCUGACGUCAUCUCCUCCGUCGUCCUGCCUUUCCUCUUCAGCGCCUCUCCCCCGGCGCCGGCCAGCGAGUCCGUCCCCGGCGGUGACAUGCACAUCCUCGCCACGGCCAUGGCGGCGAACCGACAGGCUCGGCCGCUGCUGUGGGCCUACAUGAGGGACAACUGGGCGGAGCUGACGUCCAAGCUGGGCGGCAACCCGAUCCUGCUGGACCGCAUGAUCAACGUCAGCCUGGGCAAGUUCAGCGACCGGGCCACGCUGGCGGACAUUGAGGGGUUCUUCGACCAAAGGAGCACGAAGGGCUUCGACCGCACGCUCGAGAUAGUCAAGGAUAAGAUCCGCGGCAGGGCUGCGUACUGGGAGAGGGACGCGGGCGCCGUGCGGGAGUGGCUGGGCGCGAAUGGGUAUGCUUGA
Phialemonium atrogriseum is the source of this 2667-nucleotide messenger RNA. Its product is annotated as putative aminopeptidase. The coding region runs from base 1 to 2667 and encodes 888 amino acids. Gene Ontology annotation, molecular function: metalloaminopeptidase activity; peptide binding; zinc ion binding. NCBI's taxonomy places the organism in Eukaryota, Fungi, Ascomycota, Sordariomycetes, Cephalothecales, Cephalothecaceae. Gene Ontology annotation, cellular component: cytoplasm. The transcript is spliced from 3 exons. The record is from RefSeq and is a predicted model, not a curated record. Gene Ontology annotation, biological process: proteolysis; peptide catabolic process.